Molecule: messenger RNA, 3424 nt
Organism: Lytechinus variegatus (green sea urchin)
Lineage: Eukaryota; Metazoa; Echinodermata; Echinoidea; Temnopleuroida; Toxopneustidae
Product: glutamine-dependent NAD(+) synthetase-like
Exons: 19
Coding region: 87-2513 (808 amino acids)
Biological process (GO): NAD+ biosynthetic process
Cellular component (GO): cytoplasm
Molecular function (GO): glutaminase activity; NAD+ synthase (glutamine-hydrolyzing) activity; ATP binding
Source: RefSeq, a predicted model, not a curated record
ACGUAAAUUGGCCUUUCCGAUUGUCGUGAUCGUGCGAAUCUCUGUCGUGUGAUUUCAUCUCCAAAAGUCUAACAAAUAUCUUUAAAAUGGGAAGAAAGGUGGUUUUAGCUACCUGUACACUCAACCAGUGGGCUAUGGACUUUGAAGGCAACUAUGAGCGAAUUUUAAAAAGUAUAGCCAUAGCCAAGGAAAAGGGAGCCAGAUACAGAUUAGGACCCGAACUCGAAAUCACAGGUUAUGGGUGCAAUGAUCAUUUCUAUGAAUCUGACACCAACCUGCACUCAUGGCAGAUCUUGGCCAAGCUUCUUGAAGCACCGGAGACACAGGAUAUCAUAUGCGAUGUGGGAAUGCCAGUAAUGCACAAGAAUGUCCGCUACAAUUGCCGAGUUAUCUUCCUUAACAAGAAAAUAAUCUUGAUCAAGCCAAAGACUGACAUGGCUAACAAUGGCAACUACAGAGAGCUUAGAUGGUUUACUGGAUGGGCUAAACUCAGGACCGUUGAACAGCAUUUUCUCCCACGUAUGAUCUCAGAUAUCACCAAUCAGACAACAGUCCCAAUUGGUGAUGCUGUGAUAGCCACAAGAGAUACAUGUAUUGGGACUGAAGUUUGCGAAGGACUCUGGACUGCAAACAGCCCCCAUAUAGCGAUGAGUCUUGACGGUGUAGAGAUAGUCACUAACGGCAGUGGAAGUCUUCAUCACCUUAGGAAAGGCCACCGUCUUGUGGAUCUUAUAAAGAAUGCUACACUCAAGUGUGGAGGGAUCUACAUGUAUUCCAAUCUACGUGGCUGUGAUGGAGAGAGGGUUUACUACUACGGCGGCUCUAUGAUUGCUGUGAACGGUGAUGUCGUUGUUAGAGGAGAGGAGUUCGCACUUACUGAAGUUGAAGUAACAACAGCGACCCUUGACCUCGAGGAUGUGAGGUCAUACAGGGCCCAGGCAUCCAGCUCAUCCAUGGCUGCUACACGAUCAGAGGCUUUCCCUCGCAUUCAAGUUGACUUUUCACUUUCCAAUGACCGAGACGCAGAAGCGACACCACCGGUGCGCGACCAAAUCAAGAUGUAUACUCCUGAAGAGGAAAUAGCCUUGUCUCCAGCCUGCUGGUUGUGGGAUUAUCUUCGGAGAAGUAAACAAGGUGGUUUUUUCAUUCCAUUGAGUGGCGGUAUUGAUAGCUCAUCAGUUGCUUGCAUCGUUCACUCCAUGUGUAGACUCGUUUGCCAAACUGUUUCCGAUGGAGAUGAGAAGGUGCUAGCGGAUGUGAGGUCGUUGACCCAUGACCCCGAGUACACGCCCACUGACCCCAGGGAACUUUGUAGUCGUCUCCUGGUGACCUGUUACAUGGGAACGGUCAACUCUUCGAAGGAAACAAGGGAGAGGGCUGAGGACUUGGCACACCAGAUAGGAAGCCACCAUAAGUCCAUCACCAUAGAUGAUGCAGUGAAGGCAUCGGUUGGAAUCUUUGAGAGUGCGACAGGUACCCAACCUAAAUUCAAGGCACUAGGUGGAUCCCAGAGAGAAAACCUUGCACUGCAAAAUAUUCAGGCAAGAACUCGGAUGGUCCUUUCGUACCUGUUUGCUCAGCUCUCUCUCUGGAGUUUAGAUAGACCAGGUGGUUUGCUGGUUCUAGGAACAGCUAAUGUUGAUGAGAGUUUGAGAGGGUACUAUACCAAGUAUGACUGUUCCAGUGCUGAUCUCAAUCCGAUAGGUGGUAUUAGCAAGACUGAUCUCAGGAGCUUCAUCAUCUAUGCAAUGAAGACAUUCAACCUGCCUGCACUGCAAGGGAUUAUGGAUGCCCCACCUACAGCUGAACUGGAACCCUUAGAGGCAGGCAAGGUUUCACAAACAGAUGAGGUUGAUAUGGGUAUGACAUACAAUGAGUUGUCAAUAUUUGGUCGUCUUAGGAAGGUUAGCCUCUGUGGUCCGUACAGUAUGUUCAUGAAGCUUGUUAAUGAAUGGAAAGAGUCUUGCUCACCAACACAAGUUGCUGAUAAGGUGAAGCACUUCUUCCGCUCCUACUCAAUCAAUCGCCACAAGAUGACCACCUUGACACCAUCUUGCCAUGCCGAGUCCUACAGCCCGGAUGACAAUCGAUUUGAUCUCAGACAGUUCCUUUACAAUGCAAGAUGGCCGUGGCAGUUCAAGUGCAUUGAUCAGGAGGCAGCACGUCUUCAAGAUAAAGUCGAUGCCAAGGUCUCUUCCAGUGAUGUCACGGCACCAUCCACCAAUCAGAACAAAGCUACCAAUCAUGUGACCACCAUCACCAGUGUAGCCACCAGACGACGCUCCAGCGACGACACAGAGAAACCCAUGGAUGGCGAAGCUCUGGAGAAGCAGACAGAUGUCAGCCCCCCACAGAGAAUGACCCGUAAGAGGUCAAGUGAGGUCACAGAAGGGGUCAGCCAAUCAAAAAGGGCCAGGUCACCAAACUCCAAUUCAAAUAACUCAAAUGAGGAUCAGUCAUCACCGUUGAAACGCAUGGGUAAUUGGAUUAGAGAGAGCAUUGGAACUGUGUGAAACUGAAUUGAGUAUUGAAUUCUAUUAGGCACAAAUUCAAAUAGAAUUUUAAAACCCAAUGGCUUGGGACUGUAAGAUUUGCAUUUCGCACCCUACCCCGUUUAUGACAAUCAUGGAUUGGUUGUUUUUGCACAUAGAUAUCAUAUUUUCCGUUCGAAUUAUACUAAAUCCACUCAAAUCAUGCACACAGGGACUGUUUCAUGAAGGUUGUUAACAUUGACAAGCUAUAGUGCAAUAGUUUCCAUAGCAACAGUCAGAUUCCUUUGUUUUUCAUCCAAUCAGAAAUGAGGAAAGCUGUCCGAUCUGAGAACUUUUCAGAGGGUAACAAUUUUGAUCCUUCCAUGUAAGCAAAAAAUAGUCAAGAAGCAACCCAGUGAUCAGUGUGGCUACUUCAAUUCCUCUUCUUAUGUUUUUAAAUAUUUUAAAACCCUUUUUCCUCUUUGAAAAAAUAAAUCCUGCAUGUAGCCUUUAAUUGUGCAAGACAACAUGAAGGAUGACUUGGUAUAUAGUAGAUUUUUUUUUACAAUAAUACAAAAUGAUUUAUGAAUAUAUUGUUUGAAUAUCAAAUACUUCAAAUCUAUAACUUCCUUAUUUUUCACAAAAUCCUGUGUUAUUGGAUUGAGGUGCCACUUUUAGGUGACAGAUUUUAUUUGUUUUCUAGAUACCUGUUAGUUUAUAUGUUCAUUGCCAGAGAAAAGUUAUGUAAAAUGUUGAUGCAAAUCUUUCAUAAGGUGCAAUAUUUGUGUUGUGCUCUUUAUUGUACAAAAGAGACAAAAUGUAGGAUUGGACAAUGUGUGUUUUCAUUCAUAGUGAUAUUUGAGUGUUUGUAUAGGAACAGCAUGAAUUCUUAUUUUGUGAUAUGGAGCGUUGUGGCCCAGUGUAUUAGUCUCCGGAGUUUGAAACAGAGGGUC